AUGGAGGCAGACUAUAGCCAGGAGUCCCCCAUCACCCAUCACCGCUCACCCAAAGGUCCCCUCUCCUCCUCCCACAGGCAAUGGAAGCAGGAGCUGCCAAAGUUCAUCAGCCCUGAGCAGCUGCCCAUGGAGUUUGGGGGGACCAUGACUGAUCCUGAUGGCAACCCCAAGUGCCUGACCAAGAUCAACUAUGGGAGUGAGGUGCCCAAGAGCUACUACCUGCGCAACCAGGUGAGGAUGCAGUAUGAGCACAAGAUGACGGUGGCCCGAGGCUCCUUCGUGCAGCUGGAGAACGAAAUCCUGUUCCCGGGCUGUGUGCUCAGGUGGCAGUUCGCAUCACAUGGGGCAGACAUCGGCUUCGGGGUUUUCCUGAAGACCAAGACGGGUGAGCGGAAGCGGGCGGGGGAGAUGGUGGAGGUGCUCCCCAUCCGGCGCUACAAAGCCCACCUGGUACCUGAGGACGGGAGCCUCGCCUGCCUCAAGGCUGGCAUCUAUGUCUUGAGGUUUGAUAACACUUACAGCCUAGUUCAUUCCAAACACAUCAACUCCACUGUGGAGGUGCUGCUCACUGACCAAACCUUUGUGAAGCAGACGGAGAGAUCCUGGGCAAACCUUGUGGCUCCCACAGGCUCCCCUUUGAUCUCUGGGUCCACAGUGAAUUCACAGCCUUCCCUGGCCAGACCCCCUCCAACCUCCCCAGGGAUGGGAAUCCUACAACAGCUGCUCCCAGCCCAUCUGUCACAGUGGGUCUGCGUCUUAGGACCGUGUCACUGCUGGGACCGUGUCCCGCUUGCCUUAUGUUCCCUCAUCACCUUUGUGGUCAACCCCUCCCCCAGUCCAGCCCUGACAACUGCUGAUCCCCUCCCCCAGCCCAGCCCUGACAACUGCUGA
Panthera uncia (snow leopard) is the source of this 891-nucleotide messenger RNA. RefSeq names its product putative SEC14-like protein 6. The record is from RefSeq and is a predicted model, not a curated record. Gene Ontology annotation, cellular component: cytoplasm. Lineage: Eukaryota; Metazoa; Chordata; Mammalia; Carnivora; Felidae. The coding region runs from base 1 to 891 and encodes 296 amino acids. The transcript has 6 exons.